GGGUAGGGGAGAGAAAUGGCUGCACGUUUUAGUUAGUUUUUAUAGUUGCACACGUUUUCCUUAUUUAGAUCCACAUUCACCAACCGCAAAUGCUUCCUCUCCCUCUCUCUCUCUCAAUCUCCUCGGGACCUACGAGAAUUGGCUGUCAAUUCACAUCUCAAGAACAACGACGAACAGGUUUCUGAGCUAGGAUCUACUUGAGUCAUCGGAGACAGGGAUUGAGAAUCGAUUGCUGCAUAAAUUUUGGGGGAUUUGCGUGCGAAUUUUUUGUUUCAACUUCUCUGGAAUGGCCGCUGCUGUAGCGUGUAAGCGGGUGGGGCAAUUUGGAACCACUUCAGGGAUUGGAUUUUGUAGAUUUAGAGGUUUUGCUGCUGCGGACGUGGUGAAUAGGUCCUCUUAUGAUCCCUUAGCGGCUCGAUCAUCGAUUCCUGUGGCUUCAAUUUUGCAACAUAGACAGAUUUCUCAGCUCUCCAAUUCUAAUGGAAGUAGAUUGUUUCUCGUUGACACUCUAGCAUUGGUUAGGAGAUUAGAGUCACAAGGUCUGCCCACUAAGCAAGCUGAGGCGAUAACUGCUGUCAUAACUGAAGUUCUGAAUGACAGCUUGGAGAACGUGUCUCACUCAUUUGUUUCAAAGGCGGAAGUGCAGAAAAUUGAAAUGAUUCAAGAAGCUAAUUUGUCCAAAUUCAAAUCUGAAGUUCAAAGCUUGCAGAAACACCAUUUUUCUUUGUUGCAACGCGAGGCUGAAAAACUUCAGAAUGAUAUCGAAAAGUUGCGCAAUGAAUUCAGGUAUGAAAUUGACAAAGUGACUGCAGGACAACGAUUAGAUUGGAAUCUUGAAAGAGGAAAAAUAAGAGACGAGCUAACGGACCAGAGUGCUCAAACUUCAACCCUUACUAACAAACUUGAUCGGGAAAUUCAUGCUUUGAGAGCUCAAGUGGAGGCCGCAAAGUAUGAGGUGAUUAAGUAUUGCAUCGGUACCCUUGUGUCAAUCUCCGCUGUUGGUCUUGCUGUUGUCCGCAUAUUUAUGUGAGGGUUCUGUAACCCAAAAACAGGAGAACGGCUCAUUUUUUUAUUGAAGCUAUUGUUCUCUUGUGGAAUAUGAAAAGAGAAUAUCAAGAAAAAUUGUAUCAUUGUCUUGCUGUGAUUCAAUACUAGAAAUAUAAAAUUAUUAGUUCAAUUUCAUAAGAGCCCAAUCUUGACCAAGAGA
Tripterygium wilfordii is the source of this 1207-nucleotide messenger RNA. RefSeq names its product protein FMP32, mitochondrial-like. NCBI's taxonomy places the organism in Eukaryota, Viridiplantae, Streptophyta, Magnoliopsida, Celastrales, Celastraceae. The transcript is spliced from 8 exons. Bases 287 to 1030 code for a protein of 247 amino acids. Gene Ontology annotation, cellular component: mitochondrion. The record is from RefSeq and is a predicted model, not a curated record.